Molecule: messenger RNA, 5238 nt
Organism: Cryptosporidium muris RN66
Lineage: Eukaryota; Apicomplexa; Conoidasida; Eucoccidiorida; Cryptosporidiidae
Product: HEAT repeat family protein
Exons: 1
Coding region: 1-5238 (1745 amino acids)
Biological process (GO): replication-born double-strand break repair via sister chromatid exchange; regulation of gene expression; establishment of mitotic sister chromatid cohesion
Cellular component (GO): Scc2-Scc4 cohesin loading complex
Molecular function (GO): chromatin binding
Source: RefSeq, a predicted model, not a curated record
AUGGAGAUAUCAAAGCAGUUGAAAAGAGGAAAUUUAUGUAGUAUCCGAGUUCACACUAUGCAAGAAGGUGAUGUUGUGUGGCAAUUUGAAACAAGUGAUAUCCUGAAAUUCAUAUACAAAGAGAAAGAAAUCCGGAUUUAUGACUUAAUUAAAUUUUGUACUGGGGAAACUUUGGAUAGUAUUGAGUUUAAAGAAGCUGAUAAAAGUGGAACAGAAAGUACAGUAGAUAUAUAUUCAAAUAAAUUUAACAACUUAGCAGAGCAGCUUGGUAGGGUACUUGAUGAAAUUGGAAGUGUUGAGUUUUAUUCGGAAUUUCACAAGAAAUUAAGUACUGAGGUUGCAGACAAAGUGAGUGAUGAAAAUGUGAUUACUAGGAUUUCUAUUCCAUGCUUAACCCUUGUUAACUUAUUUCUGAAAUUUAAAGAUAUUUAUACUCAUGAAGAAUUUAUGGAAAAAGUAUAUAGAGUUUUGGGAAUGCACUUAAGAUAUAUCUUACCUAAUGUAUUUUCAGAGAAUAUAAAGAUAGGAAAGCCAAUGCUGGAUGGGUAUUUGAACAUAUAUAUUAAUUCAAUAGAGAACUUGAUAGAAAUUAUAAAAACAUUUAGAAUUUCAGAACUGAAUGCAAUUCAACUAUUAUCUUUUUUACCAUAUAUAUUUGUACUACCAGAUAUACAUCCAAAGUUGAUGUUAGUUACAAUUGAAUGCAUAGUGCAGCUAUUUUUCUCUCAUUUAUAUAUAUCUGAUAAAUUUAUGGAAGGCUCAUUAGCCUCAAUUUUUGGUAUUCUUGACAAUAUAACAACUACAAAUAAAUCUAUAAAAAAAUCUAAGGUUAUGGUUGAUUCUCAGAUCUUAGUACAUGGGUAUACAUUUCUUAUACUACGAUUAAUUCAUGGAGUUUCUUGCCCAAAUGACAUUUGGAAUGGAAAAUUUGGACUUAGUGCACUAGAUAUGGCUAAAAAGCACUAUGAACUAGUAAAAAAAAUAUGUUCUCAAUUUGCUGGUUACUAUAUCAACAAGCUAGUAAUAACAAAAUCUAAGCAAAGAGAUGGCUACAAUAAUCAUAAUGGAGAUAUUGCAUCUAUGCUACUUGUUGACUUGGUAAAGUCUUCAACUUCACCUAAAUUUUGUUUAUCUAAAUUAUUAAUUCAAAUAAUAAUUAUUCAACUAAUAAAAAUAUCAAAUAGUGCUUUAACAUCGAAUACUUUAGUAGGGUCACUUGCUCAGUUAGUUGAUACAUCUUCUAGAGAAUUAAGUAUAACUUUAAUUGGUUUAUCAUUACCUAUUGUGCAAAGUGUAUGUAAUAUUAGUAAGAAUAUAGUAUUGGGGGCUAAAGUUGACAAUAUCUCAUUAGAAAAUGAAAAGGUAAAAGUGAACAGUGAAGAUAUUGGUUGCUAUUGCUUAAAUAAUGAAGGGAUUUCUCAAGCAGCAAUGCUUGAUUGCGAUAAAUGCCACCGUUGGUUUCACAUGAAAUGUGUUAGUGUUGAGCCAAGUAAUGUUCCUGAAAUAUGGAACUGUGAUGAUUGCAUUUUGGAACAAGUUAAAGUCGAAGUUUGCCACGGAAUUAAAUCAGAGGAGCUUAAGUUAGAUAUUGGGGAUAUACUAAACAUUUCGGCCAUUUCAAUUUUUCAUUAUCUGACAAUUACGAAUUUUAAUAUGAUAGGAAUGACAAGAGAUAUAAUUGAAAAUUCAACAAUUUUUGAUUUAAAUUCCUCAAUUAGAAGUUCUUUCAUCUUAGAGAUAUUAAUGAGACUCAAUGCGCAAUCAAAUGAUGAAAAUAAAAAGAAAGAGAUCUUCAGGCAUAAAAAGUUGGGUAAACACGACAAAAAUAUAAUAAAGAAGCAUGGAAAUAAUAAAAUUUCAUUGAAAUCAGGUAGUAGUGUUUUGGAAUAUCAAGAUUUACAUUCUUUAUUUUUAAAUGAAUGGUUAUCGCCUAUUACAAGUAAUAUUACAUCUUUAACAGCUUAUUCUUCAAAAUUACCAAAAAUUAUGCAAUCAACAAUAAAUAGGUUGUGGUGUAAAAUAAUAUCUUCAACAUUUACUGUGUUAGUUGAAUUGAUGUUAAAUUGCAUAUUAGUAAACAUUCAUAAUUCACCAAGUAUGUCACAACGGCGUACAGCAGUUAAUGCUUUGGGAAAUCUCUUGGUUACUCAUCCAAUAUUGGCAUUUACAAAUGAUUCAAUAUCUAAUGCCUUAUUAAAUGCAUUACAGGAUAAGGCACCGAAAGUGAGGGAAAGAUCACUUGUACUAAUAGAAAAACUAAUCCUAGAUAAUAAUUGUGAUUUGAACUUAGAAAUUAAUAGUAAAGAGUCAUCUUCAAUGAAAAUUCCUCAAUAUAUGUAUGAAAGUAUUUGCAGAAUGUCAUAUGAUAUAUCUCCACUGGUAAGGAUUGCUGCAGUGCGCAUCUUGCGUCAAUUGUAUGAAAAAAGGAAUUUUGAUCUUUCAAUAGGGGCUUUGUUACUAAGAAGGUUAACAUCCCCUGAAGAGACUCAGACAAUACGACGUUAUGUAAUGGAUGUAUUCACUUCACUUUGGUUUAGCAAAUCAAAAGUUUGCAACAAGAUAAGUUGUACAAACUUCGUAAAUAUUUUGAAGAUUUCACAAGGCAGGAAUUUUCAGCAACUUCAAGGUUCUUCAAACUGGUUACUACAUCAAUUGAUUGGUGCGAUGCGAACAAGUAUGUCUAGCUCUGAGAUAGAAGAAUCUGUCACAAGAUGGGUUCCAUUACUAUUGGAUAUGUUUUUAGAGGGAUUUGAGCAUGCAAAUAAUGAAACAGAAGUAAGUGAAGCAAAUGAAAGUGGUUUAAUUACAGAAAGCAAUGAUUUACUCUUUUCAAAUUUUCAAAUAAACUGCUUGAAAGCAUUAGAGACACUGGGGGAAAUAUUUCCCCAUUCAACAACUGUAGUAUUCCCUCACAUUAUCAUUUACAUGAGAGACAUUAAUAGUGGUUCAUCAGAUGCUCUAAUACAUAUAUGUAACAUACUAUCGUAUAUAAUUCCUUUGGAUAUAAACUAUGAUAUUAGCUCACUCGUAAUAGAUUUUAUAAAUAUAAUCAACAAUGCCAGAUCACCUCAAUUAAUAAAAUCAGCUAUUUGCUGUCUUUGUAAAAUAAUACAAAAGCCAGAUAUUGACAAAACUCAUUUCCACUUGUUAAUAAUUGACAAAAUUAAUACAAUAUGGGAUUACAAUAACAAGCAAGAUUUGAAUUUAUUUGAUAAGAAAACAAUAGACAUUAUUAGGCGUAAUUGCUGGAUAAUAGGGUGUAUUUACGAGUUUAGUAGCCCAGAAUUGCCUUUGUCUCUUAAAAAUGGGAGAAUAAUUGAGACAAACUAUUGUAAAACCGAAUUUGGCAUUUCGUUUGUAACUAGCAAUUCUAACCAGCAACUUAUGAAUUUUAAAGAGAGUGAUAAAGAAUCAGAUGAAAACAUUGAAAGCGAUUACAGUGAUUGUAUAGAAUCAAGUAAUUUAGUAUUCGAUUUGAUAUGCUCACUUUACUACAAAAUUGACUGGAAACUGGGCAAAAGUGUUAUUUUACCUACAAUAACCGAAUUUUUGGUCAAACAAAAACAAUUUAUCAAAACAAUAAAAUUUAGCAAGCUUAUCCAAUGUGCUAUUCGAAUUUGUGAUUGCACAGAUAAUCCAACUUCUAGUAACUCAGACUUAUGCAUUGCUUGUUUACAAUGUAUAUUUUCACUAUUGAAUGCAUACGAAACUGAGGCACUGAAACCAGUGGAAGAUGAAGAUAUAAUAUCAGACAACUAUAAUGCUAGCUAUUCAUGUUCUGAAGACAAAUUGAAUACAAUCUUUUCUGAAACAGCGAAUGAUAAUGAAGAAUCAGAUAUAUUCCAUACACCUGUUAGAAAAAAAUCUGCAAAGGUCUCUGAAUUUGAAACUGAUAGUAACUCUCCAAUAUCAUCUAGGACAAGCUUUGAUUAUUUUUCAUCAUUAAAAGCUUCUAAAUAUGGUUCUUCACAAUACUUUAAUAGAUUGGCAUCUGUAUCAGCUGCACAGCCAUUGGCUGCACAUUUAGAUCUACUAUUGGACCUUAUUAGAUUACUAAAUGAAUGCUCAAAUGAAAAGUUUACUCAACAUCAAAAACAAAUGGUCGCCAUUUUAGUAAUUUGUAUUCUUGAACAAUUUAAUAGACAAGGUUUGGUAAAUCCAACUUCAAUUAUUGCACCAGUAUCUGGAAUGCUUUUCUCACUAAACAAGGAUCUAAGCGUCAGAGCAUACCAAAUAACUUCUAAUCUAUUUGAUAAAUUUCCGAACCUUGUUAUAAACAAAUUUAAAGAUAUCACAGUAUAUGGUUUUAAUUUUAUUAUGGGGAAUUUUCCAACUUUUCUCGGCAAUUUUGAAAGUAAUGGAGAAACAAGAAGAAUAUUUGAUAAUGAUUUACAGAACAAUGAAUGUUGUGGAAUAUCAAUACCUAUAUUUUGUAGUAAUAUCAUGGAGUUAUAUAAUCGUCUUUAUGUUGAGAAGUGUAGAAAUAAGAAAUCACUCCGUGAAACUAUAAUAAAAGGGCUCUGUAAACAAUUGGAACUACUAAUAAACAGCGAGAGCAUUGAUAAUUUAUUGAAUAAACUAUUUUCCAAACAUAAAAUAGACAACUAUGGAGUCAUAUUACUUUAUGUAGAGUUUGUCUCUUAUCUAAUAAUGAGUACUCCAUUUGUAUAUGAAUCAGAAGUACUCCUACUUAUUUACACUAUGGGAGAAAUGUGCAUAUUAUGUUCUCAAUUUUUGGAAGACUACAAUGAAAAGAUGAAUGAAUACUGUCAGUCAAAAUCAUUUACAUUAUAUACUUGUACACUAUUAGUAACUAUUUGCACUUGUAUGCAAAAGGUACUUAAAACAGAAUACAAGAUAAAUGACCAAAACUUAUCUUGCUUUAACCCAAAUACUUGUAUUGUAAAGGAAAAACCUAAAUAUGCUCAUCUUGAUAUUGAUACAGGGGAAUCUUCAUCCAUAAAUAUAGCUGGAGUUACUCUAACUCGUUCUACAGUUUACAAUAGUUUGAACUGUUUCCGUAAAAAGGGUUCGAGUAUUUACACAUUCCGAGAUGAACCAGCUAGAUUAAGAAGUUUCAUGAAUGAAACUUUGUAUUCACAAACUGAAGUCAUAUCUGAAAAAGAAAUAAAGCUAUAUAGAAGAAAAAAUAGAAAACGCCCAAGUAAUAAAAAAGGAAUAGAUUCUGAUGACUCUUCUCAGAGCUGGAGCCCAACAAAAAUAUCUAAAAAUCGCUAG